AUGUAUGCACUCAUUUUUUCGCUCUGGUCAACAGCGCUGUCGGCUUCUUUCGUCAGCGCAGGUCGUGUCGUCGAUGACCACGCGUGCCACUGGGAUAAUGUCCGCGAUGUCUGCAUGCCCGAGAGUUUGUGCGAGAUGGAUUUCAAGAUUGGCGACCUCAAAUUCAACCAGAGCUGCCGUGUGAGAGACGGAGUGAACCUCUACCCGCAGCAGAUCCACUUGGCUUUCGCAGGAAAGGCGGCGGGUGCAGCCAUGACGGUGUCGUGGGCGACAUUCGAGCCUGUGACUGACAGCGUCGUGUGGGUGGGCAAGUCCAAGGAUACGCUUGAGUUGGUCGACACGCCGGUGUCUGCCGCUAGUUAUUAUAGCGACAACGAGUACAACUUGUUUCACCACCACGCGACAGUCACCGGUCUCAAGCCUCGUACGAGAUAUUUCUACAGGGUGGGAUGUCUAAGUGACGACAAGUACACGAGCGAGGUCAGUUCGUUCGUUACAGCACGUGCCGCCACGGACGAUCGCUCGUUCAGCGUGCUCAUCUAUGGCGAUCUCGGAGACGGCAAGAACUCGGUGGAUACGAUCGGACGCAUUAAUAAACUCACGUCGCACGAUAUCGACCUCGUGUAUCACCUCGGCGAUAUUUCGUAUGCUGACGACGCUUAUUUGACCCUCAAUCAAGCCGCAGGGUUCUUUUACGAAGAAGUGUACAACAAGUGGAUGAACACGAUGAUGCCGCUGAUGAGCCGUGUCCCGUACAUGGUGAUAGUGGGGAACCACGAGGCAGAGUGCCACUCACCAAGAUGCUUGACAUCCAAGAAAAAGCGGGAGCCAUUAGGCAACUACGCUGCGUACAACACAAGGUUCAAGAUGCCAAGCGAGGAGAGCGGUGGCGCUUUGAAUAUGUGGCACUCGUUUGACCACGGCCCGAUCCACUUCACGUCGCUGUCGACGGAGACAGACUACCCAGACGCGCCUACCAACCAAGUUGCUUCCAACGAGAAGUACGGAGGCUUUGGGGAUCAGCUGAGCUGGGUUGAAGCGGACCUGAAAAAAGCGAACGCCAAUCGGGACAAGGUGCCGUGGAUAUUCGUUGGCAUGCACCGUCCAAUCUACAGUAUUUUUGAAUCCAUACACGACGUGCCAAUCUUGCAGACACGGCAUAUCCAGGCAGCCUUUGAAGAGCUCCUGCUUCGGUACAAAGUGGACGCGGUGUUGACUGGGCACAAGCACUACUACGAGCGGCAUCUACCGGUCGCCGAGAACAAAGCUGUGAUGGACGGCGUGUCGGAGAAUCACAGGUUGUAUGACAACCCGAAAGCUCCCGUGCACAUUAUAAUGGGUGGAGCCGGUCAGUCGGAAGGCCUGUCUCCACGGCCGUUGUUCGGUACCUCGUGGAAUGCUGCGAGAGAUUACAAGCACUUCGGGUACACAAUGCUGCGCGCCAAUCGCACGACGCUAUCGUGGAAGUACGUCUCGAGCACCGACGGGUCCAUCCUUGAUCAUUUUGUUAUGUUAAAGACCGAUCCAGCGGCUACAGAGUAA
Molecule: messenger RNA, 1542 nt
Organism: Hyaloperonospora brassicae
Lineage: Eukaryota; Oomycota; Peronosporomycetes; Peronosporales; Peronosporaceae
Source: the annotation of a GenBank genome assembly